AUGGCUACGACGUCACAAAAAGUUCAUAUUGCUCAAGUGGGUGGAGUAUGGACAUAUAUUCCACCAAAUACAAUUGUUGAAACAUUACAACAAAUAUUACACGAAAACGGAAAUGAUAAAAUACGAGCUGCUGAUUUACAACAAAUAUUUGAUAAUUUUUAUAAUUCUUCAUUGGCCAAAUUAUCACCAACAAUUCAAAUGUAUUUUUCGUUUAGAUUUUUAAAACAAGAAUCAGCUGAAGAAAAACGUAUUGGGACAUUAACUAUUGUAAAAAAUUUAGACUUCUUAACGGUAAAUUAUCUUAAUGACUUUGCCAGAAUAAUUGAUAAUUAUGUCCCUGAUUGGAGUACUUGUGACUCUUUUAGUAAUAAAGUACUUGGACCAUUGGUUAAAAAAAGUGAUGAAUUUGCUCAUAGUGUUGCACAAUGGAAAGACUCAGGAAAAGUAUGGCGUAUGAGAGCAUGUUGUAUUGCUUUUGUUAAUUUGGCUAAAGUUGGAGCAAUGACAGAAUUAUCUUUUGAGAUAUGUGCUCAUUGUUUAAGAAGUAGUGAACGAUUUGUUCAAUUAGGAGUUGGAUGUUUGUUAAGAGAAAUGUCAUUAAUGUUUAGUGAAAAUGUAGUUGAGUUUAUUACUCAAAAUUUCAGGUAUUUUAGUAGAGAAGGAUUACGUUAUUCAAUUGAUAAAUUAAAUUGUGAUGUUCGUAAGAAAAUUUUAUCAUUAGGAAAAAGAAAAGGUGCCGCUACACUCCAACAAGAUAUAAAAGAUGAAGAAACCUUUAUGACUGAAAAUCAAAAUUCAAAAUAUUAA
This is a messenger RNA of Entamoeba dispar SAW760, 807 nucleotides long. RefSeq lists its product as uncharacterized. The record is from RefSeq and is a predicted model, not a curated record. Bases 1 to 807 code for a protein of 268 amino acids. The transcript has a single exon. Lineage: Eukaryota; Evosea; Mastigamoebida; Endamoebidae.